AUGGCAUCUGACAUUAAAUCAUCAAAGUUACCACUAGCGAAAUCCCCUAAAAAAAGAAGACUCAAAAAAGAGAAAACAUCCGAUACCGAAGAAGAAAAGAAAUCGCGACGAAAAAAUACAACACCGAAGAAAGUUGUUAAAAAAAUAACUGUAUCUCAUCCUCCACCAAUCAAAUUAGAAGAACCGAUUCAUUGCGAUAACUGUUCGGAUUCCUAUUAUAAUCAUGUCGAUUUCGCUUUUCAUUCUAUUAAACACAGCGAGGACGGUAAAUUCACCUGUCAUAUUUGUAGCAAUUAUAGAAACGCUAAAAAAUAUAGUAUAGAAAUGCACGUUAGAGCUCACGAGGGUUCCACGAAGUUCAAAUGUGAAAUAUGCGGUAAAGCGUUCACCAUUAGUACCUACGCUAUCGAACAUAAAUAUUUCCAUACAGGCGAAAAGCCGUUUCAAUGUGAAAUAUGCGGGAAACACUUUAUGUUUUCUCGACAAUUAGCUUCCCAUCGACGAACCUCCCAUUACGAAAUCCUCACCGGUAGUCCUUUGGUAAAAUACGAUUGUAGCAUAUGCAAGAAGCAUUACGAAUCGGCGUUCGGUCUUAGACGUCACAAGAUGACCAUUCAUAAUAACGUCGAUUUAACGGUCAUAUGUGAAAUUUGUGGAAAAACUAUUUCCACUAAAGAGAAACUUAAAUUUCAUAUGCGCACACAUACGGGUGAUAAGCCGUAUCCUUGUGAAGUAUGCGGGAAAUGUUUUUCUAAAAAACAUCAGAUGAUCGAACAUAUGCGCGUACAUACUGGAGAAAAACCAUAUAUUUGUCCCCAUUGUGGAAGGGGCUUUUCUCAGCGGACUCCGCUGGUGUUACACGUGCGUACCCAUACGGGGGAAAGACCAAACGUUUGUAGAAUUUGCGGAAGUGGAUUUAUUUCGAAAACGUCCUUAGAAGCGCACAUGAAAAAUUGUUUAAUACCGUUUCCUACGUAUCAAUAA
This is a messenger RNA of Diorhabda sublineata, 984 nucleotides long. RefSeq names its product zinc finger protein 239-like. Gene Ontology annotation, molecular function: RNA polymerase II cis-regulatory region sequence-specific DNA binding; DNA-binding transcription factor activity, RNA polymerase II-specific. Gene Ontology annotation, cellular component: nucleus. The transcript is spliced from 2 exons. The record is from RefSeq and is a predicted model, not a curated record. Gene Ontology annotation, biological process: regulation of transcription by RNA polymerase II. Lineage: Eukaryota; Metazoa; Arthropoda; Insecta; Coleoptera; Chrysomelidae. The coding region runs from base 1 to 984 and encodes 327 amino acids.